AUGGAAGUAAACAAGACAUCAAUUGGUAGAUUUAUUAAGAAUAAUCAGCUAAAACCUCAUACAAGUGUUGUCAAGCCUACACUGACUGAAGCCAACAAAAUUGCAAGGAUGAAAUGUUGUCUUGCUCAUAUUCACCCAACAUUAGGUGAAGGUAAACUUCUUUACCAUUCAUUGCACAACAUUGUUCAUAUUGACGAGAAAUGGUUCUACAUGACAAAGACAUCAGACAGAUACUACCUUUUGUCGGAUGAGGAUGAGCCUUAUAGGUCCUGUAAGUCCAAGAGAUUCAUCACUAAAGUGAUGUUCAUGGCUGCUGUGUGUAGGCCACUUAUUGGCAGUGAUGGGGAAAUCAUAUUUGAUGGUAAAAUAGGAUUAUUCCCGUUCACAGAGAUAGUACCAGCCAAAAGAAGUUCGAAGAACAGGCCAAAAGGGACAUUGGAGACAAAGCCUAUUCAAUUAGUGAAUAAGGAAGUCAUGACAGCUUGUCUCAUAAACCAGAUUGUACCAACAAUUAAGGCCAAAUGGCCAGCCAAUGCAAGCAAGAAGAUUUACAUCCAGCAAGAUAAUGUCAAACCUCACCUAAAAGCUGCUGACCAACAGUUUGAAGAGAUUGCUAGUACUGAUGGGUUUGAAUUCCAUCUAAUUAGCCAACCACCCAACUCCCCGGACACAAAUGUAUUAGACCUUGGGUAUUUUAGGGCAAUACAAUCACUUCAAGAUGACAAAAUAACUACCAAUGUAGAUGAGUUGAUGAGGAAUGUGUUUACCUCAUUUGAAGAACUCUCACCACAAACUCUAGAUAGAGUUUUCAUCACAUUGCAAAGUUGUUUCACAACAAUAUUAGAAGUGCAUGGGAACAAUAAGUACAAGAUCCCUCACUUAAACAAGGACAUAUUGAUAAGAAGAGGGGUGCUGCCUUUACAACUUCAUGUUGAGGAGAGUUUGGAGUACCUAAAGUUGCCCGAGAACAAUGCUGGAGACACAUAUGACAUAGGGCCUCUUAACCAUGCUUUAGGGUACUAG
Salvia hispanica is the source of this 1023-nucleotide messenger RNA. RefSeq lists its product as uncharacterized. NCBI's taxonomy places the organism in Eukaryota, Viridiplantae, Streptophyta, Magnoliopsida, Lamiales, Lamiaceae. Gene Ontology annotation, molecular function: nucleic acid binding. The record is from RefSeq and is a predicted model, not a curated record.